CUAAAAUCAAUGGCGAAAUAGGGAUGCGGAAUUGACUGUGACAGCAGCCCCAAAGCGUCCCUAGAAGUAUCCAAUGCCUCCACAACCCAACAAAUCCUCCCCAGACAUCGAGUGCGAAAAACGCCAAAAUCUAAGCUUCAUUUUUCUUCUUACUUUAUUGCCGACGCAGAAAUUUGUUCUACCAAAUAUUCGAUCUUUAUACCAUUUUUCAAACUCUGUAACAUCAUUGCAGGAGAAGAACUCAGGGAAGAGUUGAUGGAGAGAGGGAGGAGGGAAGAGGAAGGAGAAGAAGAGGAAGAAGAAGGGUUGGUAGAGCUUCUGCUCUCUUCUCCUUCCUCUUGUACGAGUUAUUCUUCAAACUCCUUUGACAUUUGCUCCGAAGCUACUGUAAAGGAAGAAAAGAUUAAUAGAUGUAUGGGAUGGAGCAGUGAGAGCAAGAAGGCGAAGAAGGAAAGAUUUGGCUCCAAGGGGACAAUCAAGGCGAGGAAGGAGAGAUUGGGAGACAAGAUUGCAGCAUUGCAGCAGCUGGUUUCGCCAUUUGGGAAGCCUCUGUUCUUCAUGAAGCUCUGGCUUAUAUCCGGUUCCUUCACGAACAGGUUCAGGUUUUGGCAGGUACUGAGCUCGCCGUACCUGCGGCAGCGUCUGCCAACCUCUGCUUCGUUGCAGGGUAGUACAGCAGAAGGGGAGAUAAGGCUGGGAGACCUCCAGAGCCGGGGGCUGUGCCUGGUGCCUCUCACCUGCACCAUGCACGUACCCAACUCCAAUGGCGCUGAUUUAUGGGCUCCUUCUAAUCCCACUUUUAGCAUCACUAAACCCUCCUCCUAAUCUCUCUCUCUCUCUCUCUCUCUCUCUCUCUAAUGAAGCUGCUUCUUCUUCAUUACUAUUUUUUUGGGGUUUCUGCAUACAUGACACACCAAACACUGCAAUUUACAUAUCCCACGUCCGAAACUUUAGUAUUACAAAAUCUAAUAUUUUGAGAAGCUGCGCAUCAGAAAAGUCUUUGCUGGGGUGUAAAAUGUUGGUGGAAUAUGUAAAUACGGAAGUUUGGGGUGCUAUACAUGUAAAAUUCCUUUUGUUUUUUGUGUAGGAUGUAGAUACAUAACAGGAGAUUGCAGCCAGUCCAAAUGAUCACAUCAAACGAUGGAAUGAAUGGCACUUCAUACAGUAUAAUAUAGGCCUUAGAAAGGGGGCAGAACUGUAUAUGAUUUGGAUUUAUGAUUAUAAUUAUGUCAUAAUUAUUAAAUGGCUU
This is a messenger RNA of Phalaenopsis equestris, 1249 nucleotides long. Its product is annotated as transcription factor bHLH113-like. Gene Ontology annotation, biological process: regulation of transcription by RNA polymerase II. Lineage: Eukaryota; Viridiplantae; Streptophyta; Magnoliopsida; Asparagales; Orchidaceae. The record is from RefSeq and is a predicted model, not a curated record. The coding region runs from base 256 to 825 and encodes 189 amino acids. Gene Ontology annotation, cellular component: nucleus. Gene Ontology annotation, molecular function: protein dimerization activity; RNA polymerase II cis-regulatory region sequence-specific DNA binding; DNA-binding transcription factor activity, RNA polymerase II-specific. The transcript has 6 exons.